Molecule: messenger RNA, 3123 nt
Organism: Elgaria multicarinata webbii
Lineage: Eukaryota; Metazoa; Chordata; Lepidosauria; Squamata; Anguidae
Gene: PLEKHM2
Product: pleckstrin homology and RUN domain containing M2
Exons: 20
Coding region: 50-3046 (998 amino acids)
Biological process (GO): lysosome localization; Golgi organization; regulation of protein localization
Cellular component (GO): endosome membrane
Molecular function (GO): kinesin binding
Source: RefSeq, a predicted model, not a curated record
CGGCAGCGGCGAGACCCCGGCGGGCGAGGCGGAGCAGGCGGCGGCGGCCAUGGAGCCCCCCGGGCAAGUCAAGGACCGCAUCCUGGAGAACAUCUCGCUCUCCGUCAAGAAGUUACAGAGUUAUUUUGCUGCUUGUGAGGAUGAGACUCCGGCCAUCCGGAACCACGACACGGUCCUGCAGCGGCUGUGCGAACACCUCGACCAUGCCCUGCUUUACGGGCUCCAAGAUCUCCCGUCGGGCUACUGGGUCCUGGUGGUUCACUUCACCCGCCGAGACGCCAUUGAGCAGAUAGAGGUCCUGGAGCACGUGGCCACUAACCUGGGGCGCAGCCGAGCGUGGCUGUACCUGGCCCUGAACGAGAACUCCCUGGAGAGCUACCUGCGCCUCUUCCAGGAGAACCUCAACCUGCUGCACAAGUAUUACGUCAAGAACGCUCUUGUCUGCAGCCACGACCACCUGACCCUCUUCCUCACGCUGGUCUCUGGCCUGGAGUUUAUCCGUUUCGACUUGGAUCUGGAUGCUCCCUACCUGGACCUGGCGCCGUACAUGCCGGACUACUACAAGCCUCAGUACCUGCUGGACUUUGAGGACCGCCUGCCCAGCUCGGUCCACGGCUCAGACAGCCUCUCGCUCAACUCCUUCAAUUCGGUCACCUCGACUAACCUCGAAUGGGACGACAGCGCCAUCGCACCGUCCAGCGAGGAUUAUGAUUUUGGAGAUGUCUUUCCCGCAGUGCCGCCCACAGUGCCCACCGCAGCUUGGGAAGAUGGAGAUCUGACGGACACCCUCAGCUGCCCGCGUUCUGUGACCUCCGAGCUGAACGGCCGGGCUUCAGCCAAGAGCCCGACGCAGCGUUACAACCCGUUCAACGAGAAGGCGGACGCGCCCUCCUCUGCCGAGACCACCCCAGUGCACUCCGCCUCCCAGGAGAAGGCUGAUGUCAUGACCGAAGGCACGGACCAGUCAGAGAGCUGCACCGAGCUGGAAGUCAUCAGGUUAGCUAAGAAGAAGAAGGCUGGCAAGAAGAAGAAGGCCCGAUCAGAGGAGGCAGCGGCCCUCCCCGCUCCCUCUGCUGCUGCUGCCACAGCCCAGGCAGGGGCGCAAGAGGCGGGCGAGGAGAGCAGGGCUGCCGAUGGAGCCGGGCGCCUGGAAGCCGGCCCCGAGGGCCCUGGGCUCUCCCAGCUGAGGCUGCGCAUCCCUGAGAUGAAGGACGCCUCCAUGGAGCGGGUGGGGCAGUCGCUGAGCAAAGGGAUCAACUUGCUGGAUGGGCAGCUGGGCGCCGGCUGGAGCGGCCCCUCCACCACCACCAGCGGCGACGAGCCCCCGGAGCAGCCCUUUCGGACCGACUCGCCAGGGGAGUCCCCCUCGGAGGGGCCAUCCUCUGGCGGCUCUAGUGCGGGGAUUUCGGCCCCCAUGGACUUCUACCGCUUUACCGUCGAGAGUCCAAACGCUCCUGCAGCAGGUGGUGGCCACUAUGACCCUGCAGGGGAUGGCCAACCGCCACAUGUUCCUGGUGGCCCUGAGGCUGCUCCACAAGAGGAGGAAGGAGGAGGAGGAGGAGAGGGAGACGGAACGGCUGCUGGGCCAGCAGUAGCUGCGGACGUGGAGGCGGAGGCUGCAGGCGGGGAGGCCCUCAGCAGGCUCAAGGGGGGCCGGGCGAGCCCCUCCCCCAGCAGCGCCGAGGACUCCGGGGUGGAGGAGGGGCAGGGGAGCCCCUCCGAGGCAGCCCACCCCUCGGAGUUCAGAGUAGACAACAACCACUUGUUGCUCCUGAUGAUCCAUGUCUUCCGGGAGAACGAGGAGCAGCUCUUCCGGAUGAUCCGGAUGAGCACUGGACACAUGGAGGGGAACCUCCAGCUGGUCUUCGUGCUGUUGACGGAUUGCUACGUGUACCUCAUCCGCAAAGGAGCCGCCGAGAAGCCGUACAUGGUGGAGGAAGCCGUUUCCUACAACGAGUUGGACUACGUCUCGGUGGGUCUGGAUCAGCAGACGGUGACCUUGGUCUGCACCAACCGCAGGAAGCAAUUCCUCCUGGACACGGCCGACGCGACCCUGACCGAGUUUUUCCUGGCAUCUCUCAAGUCGGCGAUGAUCAAAGGGUGCCGGGAGCCGCCCUAUCCCAGUAUCCUGACUGACGCCACCAUGGAGAAGCUCGCGCUGGCCAAGUUCGUGGCCCAGGAGUCCAAGCGGGAGGCCUCCGAAGUGGUGGUGCGCUUCUAUGGCCUCGUUCACUGGGAGGACCCCCUGGACGAGGCCCCGGGGCCCGCCCCUUCCCACUACACCUUGGCCGAGAGCUCCAUCACGAAGGAAGGCAUGCUGAGCUACAAGGCGGGCACCAAUUACCUGGGCAAGGAGAACUGGCGGUCCUGCUUCGUGGUGCUCAGCAAUGGCAUCUUGUACCAGUAUCCGGACCGCACCGACGUCACCCCUCUGCUCUCCGUGAACAUGGGCGGGGAGCAGUGCGGCGGCUGCCGGAGGUCGAACACCACAGACCGGCCCCACGCCUUCCAGGUGAUCCUGAGCGACCGGCCCUCCCUGGAGCUGAGCGCGGAAAACGAAGAGGAGAUGGCCGACUGGAUGCAGUUCCUGUGCCAGGCCGUCUCCAAAGGGGUCGUCCCCCAGGGCGUGGCUCCUGCCCCCUGCAUCCCCUGCUGCCUGGUGGUGACGGAGCAGAAAGUCUUCACCUGCCACGAGGACUGCCAGACCAGCUUCUUCCGCUCGCUGGCCAGCGCCGAGCUGGGGGACGUGGCUUCGGUCUCCACGGAGCCCGGCCGGGAAUACUGCCUCGUGGAGUUUGUCCAGGAUCGCAAGCAAUACCUGCCCCCUUGGGUCCUCUAUUUUAGUUGCACGGCAGAACUGGAGCGGUUCCUCUCCGCCCUGGGCGCCGUGUGGAAAAACACCUACCAGGUCGACCUUUCUCACAAGCUGAUUGAGGAUGGCUGCGUGCGGAAGAAGUGCGAGGAUGCCCUGAGCUUGAUCCACAGCGCGUGGCAGCGCAGCGACAGCCUCUGCCGCGGCCGGGCUUCCCGGGACCCCUGGUGUUAGCCUCCCAGCAGGCGGAGCCGGACACCGUUCUGCAGCGGGAGGGGUUGAAGAAGCCGCCCUUUGCCUCCCAGCAGCUU